Fraxinus pennsylvanica is the source of this 435-nucleotide messenger RNA. NCBI's taxonomy places the organism in Eukaryota, Viridiplantae, Streptophyta, Magnoliopsida, Lamiales, Oleaceae. The record is from the annotation of a GenBank genome assembly.
AUGCCUCUUCUGGUUCAGUGUCUGUCAUUUGGAUCCCCCGAUGAGCAGUUGCUAGAAGCUACUUUGUGUCUGACCAAUAUAGCAGCAGGAAAACCCGAAGAAACAAAAGCAUUGUUCCCUGCGUUGCCAUUACUUAUGGUCAUCUAUGAGGAGGCCUCUUGGGCCAUCUCUAACAUUGCUGCUGGUUCUUUUGAGCACAAGAAAUUAAUACGGUCAAGUGAAGCAGCACCACUGCUGUUGUGCCUUCUUUCAACUGCACCUUUUGAAAUGGCAUAUGUUAUAAGAAACCUGUGUGUUGCCCCAUCAGAAGGAUCUGGUGCACGAAUCAUAGAUUGGGAGGCGAUUUCUUCGCAUUCUGCUUCGCUGCCUUUGUUGCCUUUGCUCCUGCCUCAAGUUUCUCAAUUUGGGCCUGCUUUGGGGAUUGGAUUGGAUUAG